Messenger RNA from Prunus armeniaca (apricot), 288 nucleotides. The record is from the annotation of a GenBank genome assembly. NCBI's taxonomy places the organism in Eukaryota, Viridiplantae, Streptophyta, Magnoliopsida, Rosales, Rosaceae.
AUGAGUGACUGUGAACGAAUGAGGAGGAGGGGAGAAGGCAGUGGGGAAGGUGGGGGCGACACAACGGGGAGGAAAACAGGACUAAAAGUGGAGGGGGAGGCACCAGGGAUGAAGGAGCUGGGGAAGUGCGAGAAAGAACAUGAAAGGGAAAAGUACAUUCAUCAAAACAACAUGACAAGAGAGAUAAACACAACCAUUAGAAGAAUCAUAACAACAAUAACCUUGAAUAGUCAAGACGAUGACCAAACAAAGAUUCAUAUGGACACAAAUAAUUUAAUUGAUGGAUAG